This is a messenger RNA of Macadamia integrifolia, 3474 nucleotides long. RefSeq names its product probable inactive histone-lysine N-methyltransferase SUVR2. Gene Ontology annotation, cellular component: nucleus. Gene Ontology annotation, molecular function: histone methyltransferase activity; zinc ion binding; protein binding. Lineage: Eukaryota; Viridiplantae; Streptophyta; Magnoliopsida; Proteales; Proteaceae. The record is from RefSeq and is a predicted model, not a curated record. The transcript is spliced from 10 exons. The coding region runs from base 425 to 3079 and encodes 884 amino acids.
CAGACCGUUUCGUUUCACUUCUCUCUCUACCUCUACUUUUUAUAGUUCCCUCACUGCAGCUGCCUCUCUCUCUCUCUGUUUUCCAUAUUUUGGCGGAGAGCUCUAAGUCACAACAGUGUUUUUAUGCUGAGCGACUUUCUUUUUUCGUGCUGUGCCCUAGCUUUUGGUAUCUCUGAAUGGAUUUGGUUGCUAAUGCGGAUGCAUUUGUCUAUAAUCGCUCUUGAUCGUGGCUAGAGACUUUGAUUUUCAGCAAGUUGGGAUCUUUUUGGAGGGUUUCGGACGAAAUUCUUUCAACAAUGUCGUUAUCAUCUGGUUUUAUGCUUUAAGCAGGUUGAACUUGCUUGUUUGCUAAACAGGGAGCUUUUUCAUUGCCGCAUUUGGCGGAAGAACAUAGGAGGUGUUACUUUUCAUAGUUUGAUCAGAAAUGGCUCCUAAUCCAAGGGUUGCUAAGGCUUUUGCUGCAAUGAAGGCCAUUGGAAUUCCUGAGGAAACUGUUAAACCUGUCCUAAAAAAUCUCUUGAGAUUGUAUGAUAAGAAUUGGGAGCUCAUUGAAGAAGAAAAUUAUAGGGCUCUUGCAGAUGCUAUAUUUGAGUAUGAGGAAUCUAAGGAAGCAGAGGAAAGGCAAAGAAAGGAAGCCAUUGCAAAUGAGUCUGAACCUCCGUUGAAAAGACUGCGCAGGCAUCAUGUUGGUCAGGCAUCAACCUCAGGGUGUAACUCGAGUCCCAUUUUGGGUGAAGGUUCACCUAAACCAAAAAUGGAGUUGGGUGAUGGAUCUGAAACUUGUUACAGACAGGACAGAACAGAAACCAUGCAGUUUGGAGACAAGAGAGUAGAGUCUGAGCCUGUUUCACCUAUGACACAUCUGAAGAACACGGCUAAAGAAUCUGCUUCAACCCAAACGUGUCCUGGACAGGAAGGAGAAGAGCCAUUAGAAAUUUGUGGAGGAGAAGAAAGAUCUGAAUCUCACUGUGCUUCAUCUCAGGCAUUUGAAAGACAAAAGGGGAAAGAACCUGUUCCACCUGAAACUGCUCCUGUAGAUAAAAGAUCACCUUCAGUUUUUAGAGACAAAGGGAAGGAGCCUGUUUCACCUCAAAUUGCUCUUAGAGACAAAAGAUCACCUUCAAAGAGAGCAUCUCACACAAUCUCUCUUAAAGAGCCAAAGAUUGAACCUGGUAUUGUUCUUCUGCCCAGAGAAAAUGUUCCUAAUAAGAGAAAUAGUGCUUUUAUUGAGCCUAAAAUUGAGGAUUUCACAGAUGAUUUGCCUCAGUUUGAGGUUCCAAUCGCGAUGAUCCAUCCACUUCCAGGACCCCCAAGAAAUGAAGGUCCUUUGAGUAUGAAGGGUUCUUUAAGCAGAAAUGGCUCUACCGCAGAAGUCAAUGGUCAGCGGCCUCAGGCUUCUCAGUCUGUGGAUGCAGGAGAUGAAGGUGAUCACGUUUUAGCUAAAGCAUGCGAGACGGGAAAGCAGCAUGAACUUGUAAUUAACUCUGAGGAAUCUUCUGCUAGGUUUGAGAUUGCCUCAUCACCCCUGGGAGAGGUUAAAAUUUCUUUAAGCUGUGAUUCUGCCCUUGGGAAAUCAGGCUUCCAUGUCCCAACUCUGGAUGAAGUUCUUAAAAUGGUGGAGGACAGAUGUCUAAAAUCGUACCGGAUCAUUGAGCCCAAUUUUUCUGUGAUGACUCUAAUGAAAGAAUUGUGCCAGUGCUUUUUGGAACUGGGCAAUGACUCUGUGGAUGAUAAAGCAGAAGAUGGAAGAAAUGCAACAUCAAGUCCUGAUUCAUUGGGAAACUCAAGUUUGAUAAAAGACGGUGUGGAGGAGAAUCUUCAGAGCAAUUUUAAGGUGCCAGUGGGUUCUUCGAAUGGGACAGGUAAUCUGAAGGUUCUUCUACCACAAGUUUCAAGGCUUGUAGCCAUGAAUGGCCUGGAUAGCCUCGAUCCCAUUACACGACUCAACAGGAAAGCUGUUGAGAACUCCAACACUGAAAGGGAUAAUAAGAAAAAGGAGCCAAAGGGUCAAGACACAGGAAAUUCAACUUUGGUGGUUGUCCAACAGCGCCGGAUUGGUGAUGCAUGGCCUCCCCAUGAUGUAAAUGACAUAUCUAAAGCGGAAGAAAGGGUCAGGAUUUCAUUGGUAAAUGAAUUUGGUGGAGAGCAGUAUCCACCCUUAUUUUACUACAUUCCACAAAAUAUUGUUUAUCAAAGUGCGUAUGUGAAAUUUUCACUUGCAAGGAUUGGAGACGAAGAUUGUUGUUCAAGUUGUUUUGGUGAUUGUUUAUUGUCUUCCAUACCUUGUGCAUGUGCACGUGAAACCGGGGGUGAGUUUGCUUACACAUUGGAAGGGAGAGUAAAGGAAGGGUUUCUGGAUGAAUGCAUUUCUAUGAGCCGUGACCCUGACGGACACCCACGGCGUGUUUAUUGCAAAGAUUGCCCUCUAGAGAGAUCAAAGAAUGAUGAAUUGGCUAACCCAUGUAAGGGCCACCUAGUGAGAAAGUUUAUUAAGGAGUGCUGGAGUAAAUGUGGCUGCAACAAGCAAUGUGGAAAUCGAGUAGUGCAGCGAGGCAUAUCAUGCAACUUGCAGGUGUUUAUGACACCUGAAGGGAAAGGCUGGGGUCUCCGGACACUUGAAGAUCUUCCUAAAGGUACCUUUGUGUGUGAGUAUGUGGGCGAAGUUGUAACGAACACUGAGCUAUACGAGCGCAACAUGCGAAGCUCAAGAAAGGAAAAACAUACAUACCCUGUGCUGCUUGACGCAGAUUGGGGCUCUGAAGGAGUAUUAAACGAUGAAGAAGCUCUCUGCUUAGAUGCUACAUUUUAUGGAAAUGUUGCCAGAUUUGUUAAUCAUAGAUGUUUAGAUGCCAACAUGGUCGAGAUUCCAGUGGAAGUGGAGACACCGGAUCAUCAUUAUUAUCAUCUUGCCUUCUUCACAACAAGAAACAUAGAUGCUUUGGAAGAGCUUACCUGGGACUAUGGGAUAGACUUUGAUGAUCAUAAACACCCUGUGAAGGCAUUUCGGUGUCGCUGUAAAAGCAAGUUAUGUCGAGACAUGAAGCAUUCAGCCAGAGGCAAAUCGGUAACCUUGAGGUGAUCAACGUGCAAGCCUGACUGCUGAACAACUGUAUCUUGAGGACUUGGGAAGACAUUGAGGAUAAAUAUGCUAGAGUGAGGUUCCUGCUGGAUAACAGGCUCGUCGGCAGGAAUUUUGAGGAAUUGUAUAUGGCUUUGUAGAUAGAGGGGUUGGUUAUUACUUUCAACUGUAGUGUUGUAGAAUAUAGGGCUUGGCUACAUUGACCUUUAAGUUGUAGAAGUUGCUGGUUCAACUGGUUCAGUUUUAGUUUUUCGAAAAGCAAAAUCAAUGUUUUUUAUGACUUUUGAAACUGGUUCUAUUUGUGUACCUAAUGGGUACUAAUUGCAGUAGGGUAGUAGAAAAUGUUUUCAUCUUUUACAGUUAUUAAUCAGAAGAGCCAUUAGCUUUUAUUAUCA